AUGGCCAAUCAAACGAUCAUCACCAGCUUCCUCCUCAUGAGUUUCUCUGACAUCUGGGAACUUCAGCUAUUACACAUUGUGCUCUUCUCCCUGAUCUAUCUGGCAGCCCUGAUGGGCAAUCUGCUCAUUAUUCUUGUCACCACCAUUGACCAGCACCUUCACACUCCCAUGUACUUUUUCCUGAGGCAUUUGUCCUUCUUAGACCUCUGCUACAUCUCUGUCACGGUGCCCAAGUCCAUCCUCACAUCCUUGACCCACAAAAAUACCAUCUCUGUCCUUGAAUGUGCUAUCCAGGUCUGCUUUGUGCUUUUAUUUGUCUGUGCUGAGCUGGCUCUGCUCACAGUCAUGUCCUAUGACCGAUAUGCUGCCAUUUGCCGUCCCCUCCACUACGAGACCCUCAUGAGUAGAGGAGCCUGUGUGCAGAUGGCAGCUGCUUCUUGGGUCAGUGGCAGUCUCUCAGGCAUCAUGCACACAAUCAGCACUUUCUCUGCACCCUUUUGUAAAGCCAAUGAGCUUGGCCAGUUUUUCUGUGAGAUCCCUCAUUUGCUCAAACUCUCCUGUUCCCAGCCAAAUUUUGCUGAAAUUGGAACCACUGUCACAACCACAAUUUUGGGUCUUGGCUGUUUUUUCUAUAUUGUUAUCUCUUAUGUCUAUAUCUUUUCCACCGUUCUAAGGAUGCCAUCCACAGAAGGCAGGUCCAAAGCCUUCUUCACCUGCCUACCCCAUCUCAUUGUGACCACUGUGUUUUUCACAACUGCAUUUGUUGCUCAUGUAAAACCUACCUCUGACACUCCUUCUGUGCUUGACCUGCUGGUGUCUGUGUUCUAUGUUGUGGUGCCUCCCACCCUAAACCCUGUCAUCUAUAGCCUGAGGAACACAGUCAUGAAGGAAGCUCUAGCCAAGUUGGUGAAGCAGGUGUUUCCUUGUUUAUGA
Molecule: messenger RNA, 933 nt
Organism: Gracilinanus agilis (Agile Gracile Mouse Opossum)
Lineage: Eukaryota; Metazoa; Chordata; Mammalia; Didelphimorphia; Didelphidae
Product: olfactory receptor 14A16-like
Exons: 1
Coding region: 1-933 (310 amino acids)
Biological process (GO): G protein-coupled receptor signaling pathway
Cellular component (GO): membrane
Molecular function (GO): odorant binding; G protein-coupled receptor activity; olfactory receptor activity
Source: RefSeq, a predicted model, not a curated record